UCUAAACUUAAUUAACCAAGUUACCAACAAAACAUCUCUGAUAUCUUCCAUUUCUCUUAUGGGUUUUGCUUAUAAGUUUAUUAUUGUAUAUCUUGUCAUCUUACUUCCAUUGCCAACUGCUUAUGAAGCUAAUCAGGUCGACUUCUUUACCCGCAUGAAAGAUUCUCUUUCCGUGGGUACGUCUUUAAUGGACUGGGAUGAUGACAGACCAGCUUGCAACUACACGGGUGUAAGCUGUGAUAAGAAAGGUUACGUGAUCAAGAUCGAUAUUACAGGGUGGGGGUUAUCCGGUCAUUUCCCUGAAAACGUAUGUUCUUUAUUGCCUCGUUUGAGGAUUCUUCGUGUUGGGUACAACAAGUUUCAUGGAGACUUCCCUCAAAGUAUCACCAAUUGUUCGUUAUUAGAAGAACUCAACGUAGCGUUUACCAAUCUCACUGGAAAAUUGCCUGAUUUAUCCCCCAUGAAAUCUUUAAAGUUGCUUGAUAUGUCAAACAAUUUAUUUACAGGCAAGUUUCCAAUAUCAUUCAUAAACCUCAUUAAUCUUGAGGUGGUGAACUUCAAUGAAAACGCGGGUUUUAACAUGUGGACUCUUCCAGAGAAUGUUUCAAGGCUAGUAAACCUCAAGUCAAUGAUCUUGAGUACUUGUGUGCUGAGUGGGCCAAUUCCUAAAUCAAUUGGAAAUAUGACAUCUCUUAUUGAUUUAGAAUUGAGUGGUAAUUUUCUAGUUGGUCCGGUUCCAAGAGAGAUUGGUUUGCUAAGAAACUUGCAGCAGUUGGAGCUUUACUAUAACCAAUUAGUUGGUGAGAUACCUCAUGAGCUAGGAAAUCUUACCGAGCUUUUUGAUCUUGACAUGUCGGUCAACAAGUUAACCGGAACCUUGCCAGAAUCCAUCUGUCGUCUACCAAAACUUCAAGUCCUGCAGCUUUACAAUAACAGUCUUACUGGAGAAAUCCCACAGGUUCUAGAAAACUCGACAACUUUAACCAUGUUGUCCCUCUACAGCAACUACUUGACUGGUGAAGUUCCGAGAAAACUAGGCAGAUCGUCACCUCUCACUCUUGUUGAUUUGUCGGAAAACAAUUUAACUGGAGAAUUGCCGUCGGAGGUGUGCAAUGGAGGUAAGUUGUUAUACUUUCUAGCUCUAGGAAACAUGUUUUCGGGUUUCUUACCUGAAAGUUAUGGUAAAUGUGCGUCCCUUAUACGUUUUAGAGUUAGUUCUAACCGUUUAGAAGGGAAAAUACCUGACGGCAUUCUAGGACUCCCUUCGGUUUCCAUUAUUGAUUUGAGUUACAAUUUUUUCAAUGGUUCGAUACCUAAAGUGAUAGGGAAUGCUAGAAAUUUGUCAGAAUUGUUUCUACAGAAUAAUAUGAUCGCGGGUGUUGUGCCUUCUGAAAUCUCUAAAGCAAUCAACCUUGUAAAGAUUGAUUUGAGCAACAACUUACUGUUUGGUCCAAUACCUACAGAAAUUGGUAACAUAAAAAGACUCAAUCUUUUAAUAUUGCAAGGAAAUAAGCUUACUUCUUCAAUCCCAAGUUCACUUUCGUCGAUAAAAUCUUUGAAUGUUCUUGAUCUGUCAAGAAAUCAACUCACCGGUAGCAUACCCAAAAGUUUGUGUGAUUUGCUUCCAGGAUCCAUGAACUUUUCAUACAACCAACUUUCGGGACCCAUACCAACGCAGUUUAUUAAGGGAGGAGAGCUAGAAAGUUUUGUAGGCAAUAAAGAACUAUGUAUAUCGGCGUACUCUUACAAAGUAGAUCAAGCUUUCGCUUUAUGUUCACAGACUUCUAAUCAAAAGAAACUUAACAGUUUUUGGGUGAUUAUAGUUUCGGUAGGGGUCAUGUUAAUUGGAGUCAUUAUCUUUUUACGACGAUGUCUUAAUAGAGAGACAGAUAUAACAAAACAUGAAGAGACAUGGGCUUGUUCAUAUUUUUCUUACAAUGUGAAAAGCUUUCAUCAUGCAAGUUUCAACCAACAUGAAAUCAUUGAUGGCAUGAUAGAAAAGAACGUUGUGGGUCAUGGCGGGUCAGGUACAGUUUACAAAGUUGAUCUAAGCAAUGGAGAAGUUGUUGCUGUAAAGCGCUUUUGGAGUCAGAAAUGGAAAGAUGGUUCUUCAAAUAAUCAGCAAAUGAUGGACAGGGAAUUGAAAAGUGAGAUUGAGACUUUAAGUAACAUUAGGCACAAGAAUAUAAUCAAAUUGUAUUGCUAUAUGUCAAGCUGCAAUUGUAACUUGUUGGUUUAUCAAUACAUGCCGAAUGGAAGUCUUUGGGAUGCACUGCAUCAAGUUAAAUGUUGUUUGGAUUGGCCAACUCGUCACCAAAUUGCACUUGGUAUCGCUAAAGGUCUGGCCUAUCUUCACCAUGAUUUGCUGCCACCGAUUAUUCACCGCGAUGUCAAGUCCACCAACAUUCUUCUAGACAUAAAUUUCAACCCGAAAGUUGCUGAUUUUGGCUUAGCUAAGGUUCUACACGGUCGAGGAAAGGACUCCACUACCACCGUUGUUGCUGGGACAUACGGCUACUUAGCACCAGAGUAUGCGUAUACAUCAAAAGCCACAACCAAGUGUGACGUGUAUAGUUUUGGGGUCGUGUUGAUGGAACUGAUAACGGGGAAGAAGCCCGUGGAAGCAGAAUAUGGAGAAAACAAGAACAUCAUAUAUUGGAUCUCAAGCAAAGUGGAGACAAAGGAGGGAGCAAUGGAGAUUCUAGACAGGAGAUUGUCAGGAGUUUUUAAAGACGAAAUGAUAAAAGUUCUUCGUGUAGCCAUUCUUUGUACGUGCAGAACGGCUACACUUCGUCCUACCAUGAAUGAGGUGGUUCAAAUGUUGAUCCACACGGAUCCUUGUGGUUCGGAUACUUGUAAGUCAACUAACAAGGCCAAAGAAACCACCAAAGAAACUUAAGAUGAUACGAAUUAUUAGCAUAUAUAUAAAGAGAAAUUAUUGCAUCCAAAGCCUACUAGGGACAUUUUGUAUAUAGAUGGAUUAUAUGUCUCAUUUCCUUAAUUUUGGUGUGUUAACUGUUUCUGGAUCAUAUAUAUUUUGAAGUUUUUUAUAUCAAUAUAUCAUGAUAUGCGUCAU
Molecule: messenger RNA, 3076 nt
Organism: Erigeron canadensis
Lineage: Eukaryota; Viridiplantae; Streptophyta; Magnoliopsida; Asterales; Asteraceae
Product: receptor protein-tyrosine kinase CEPR1-like
Exons: 2
Coding region: 59-2899 (946 amino acids)
Biological process (GO): protein phosphorylation
Molecular function (GO): protein kinase activity; protein binding; ATP binding
Source: RefSeq, a predicted model, not a curated record